AUGUCUAAGUUAAAGAUCAUAGUCUCUACGACGAGCUUGCUCUGCACAAGGAUUGAAUGGACUCUAAAAUUGAAGGGCUUCGAGGACGGGAUGAUUGUUGAAGAUUGGAGGAAGCAGAAGAGCGAAUUGCUUUCGAAGUCAAACCCAGUGCACAAGAAGGUCUUGGUGCCUUUGGACGAUGGGGUGGCGAUUGCAAAGUCGAAAGUGAUCCUGGAGUACAUCGAUGAGAAGUGGAAGGGGGGCGAUCCUUUUCCGUUAUUGCCUCAAGACCCCUUCCAGUUCGUUUCCGGGAUCAGUCUGCUUGAGGAAAAGAUUGAAAGGAAGUUCUUCGUGGGGGAGAAGAUGGGUUAUUUGGAUCCCACAUCGCUCGGCAUCAUGGAAGAAGCUGAGGCAUGA
This is a messenger RNA of Eucalyptus grandis, 396 nucleotides long. Its product is annotated as probable glutathione S-transferase. Bases 1 to 396 code for a protein of 131 amino acids. Gene Ontology annotation, cellular component: cytoplasm. The record is from RefSeq and is a predicted model, not a curated record. Gene Ontology annotation, biological process: glutathione metabolic process. The transcript has 2 exons. NCBI's taxonomy places the organism in Eukaryota, Viridiplantae, Streptophyta, Magnoliopsida, Myrtales, Myrtaceae. Gene Ontology annotation, molecular function: glutathione transferase activity.